GGAGGCGCGGUCGGCGCUGGCGCCGCACAAACCCACGCGCUCGGGCAGCCUGCGCGAGGCGCCGUCCGGCCCCGGCCCCGCGCCCGGCCACGCCCCCGCCGACGGCAGCAGCCCCGCCAGCAGCUCCAGCGGCUACGACCCCGGCUACGAGCAGGUGCACAACCACAACCACAACCGCGCCCACGCGCACGCCCACCACGCCACGCCCCGAGCCGCUGCCGCCUCGACGCGCUCGCUGUACGCGUCGCCGGCGCCUGCGAACGGGCCGGGCGCGGGGCGGCCGUUUGCGCGGUCGGCGUCGCUGCCCGCCUGCUACGGCGCCAUCGCCGACGCCCUCGCCCUCGACGCUCUCGACGCUCUCGAUGCCCUAGACGCCGACGCCCUCUACGCCGCCUGUGCGCCCUCACAGGGGGGCGUGGCCGGGCUGGCGCGGGGGCGCGCGGGAGGUGCGCGGCCCGCGCUGCACCGCAGCCUGGAGGACGCGUACGGCGCCGUCGUCGGCGCCAACCACGAGGCGCUCGCCCACGCCCUCGACCGCGU
Gryllus bimaculatus (two-spotted cricket) is the source of this 540-nucleotide messenger RNA. NCBI's taxonomy places the organism in Eukaryota, Metazoa, Arthropoda, Insecta, Orthoptera, Gryllidae. The record is from the annotation of a GenBank genome assembly.